This is a messenger RNA of Corticium candelabrum, 1514 nucleotides long. Its product is annotated as mitochondrial fission regulator 1-like. Gene Ontology annotation, biological process: mitochondrial fission; aerobic respiration. Bases 47 to 1078 code for a protein of 343 amino acids. Lineage: Eukaryota; Metazoa; Porifera; Homoscleromorpha; Homosclerophorida; Plakinidae. The transcript has 5 exons. Gene Ontology annotation, cellular component: mitochondrion. The record is from RefSeq and is a predicted model, not a curated record.
GUGUUUUGAACGUCACGCGACAGGCCAUCCUGACAGCGAGACUGGCAUGGAUUUUCCAGCAUUAUUUCGUCUCAUUCUCAGCUAUCUGGGCAUAGAUCUAGACAAUACUGGAAGCUCUUCUGCUCAUCAUACUCGUAAGCGAUUCGCCUCUAGCGGAAGUUUGGUGAGAUUCAUUGCGUUCUAUUUACCUCUACCAGCUGUGAGAAGGCCUUAUGUCAACUUUGGUCAAGUUUGUCAUGGGAGACAACAGUUUAUGUCUUUUGCUGAUGAAGAUGGGCCUAUGAUAUUUGCAAACGGAUUCACUUCUAACGAUUGUCAAGAGGUUGAGUUUUGUGAUGACGACGAUUCUGUGUGCAGUGAAGUCAGCACGAUAUUCUCUGUUAGCAGAAGUAUGAAGUCUACUGAAAUAAAUUGUGCAGGCGCCUUUCGAUCUUCAUCUCCAACACCAUCAACUAUCAGUCAAGAUCCUGAAGCGAUGGCAAAAAUCUCGGCUCUAGAAGAUCAACUUGCUUGUCUUCGUCAGCAGAUAGCUUUGAUCAUCACAACACAACAGCCGUCUCUUCCUUCUGUGAUGGUGUGUACACCAGCUCCUCCUCCUCCUCCUCCUCCUCCUCCUCCUCCUCCUCCUCCAGUUGUAGCUCCUGCAGCACAAGUUUCCGUCAUUGACAUCAUCAAGAGAAACAGAGAGCAUCGCAAAGAGAAGGAGGAAGAGACAGACAACAUGCCAGCACUGCCCAACAUGGCAGACGUAUUGAGAGACAUGAAUAAAGUCAAACUCAGAAGUGUAGCAAGGUCACCCGGUGGGACUCCUUUACGUCAGCGACCUAGAGAAACACAAGGCAACGAUCCGGCAUCUUUAAUUGCUGCAGCCUUGAAAAGAAAGUUUGCCCAUCGUCACAAUGAGUCACCAGACAAAGAAAAUUCCCACAGCAACAGUCCUUGUUCUCCUCAAUGGGACACUAAGUCUCCCACAAGUUUAGGAACGGUGCCAUUUGGUCGCCAUCUUCUCAACCCAAUCAACAAAGGAAAGAUGGGACAGACAGUUGCCAGGCAAUCGCCGCUGAAACCUGUAAAUUAGGGUUGCAUGCUCGCUGUAUAGAGUCUAUAGACUGUGAUUUUCAGGGCAGAUUUAAGGACAGGGAAUGUCGAUGUAGCGAUUGUUUUAUAGCACAAGUUACAGUAGUGAAUACCAAUUUGAAUAACAUUGAGUUAUGAGAGUUAAGAAUAUGUCUGUUCAUCCAUCCAUCCAUUCGUCUGUCUGUCUGUCUAUUCAUCUGUCCAUCCAUCCAUCUGUCUGUCUAUCUGUCUGUCCAUCCAUCCAUCUGUCUGUCUGUCUGUAUGUCCAUCCAUCUCUUUGUCUGUCUGUCUGUCCAUCUAUCUGUCUGUCUGUCCAUCUAUCUGUCUGUCUGUAUGUCCAUCCAUCUGUCUGUCUGUCUGUCUGUCUGUAUGUCUAUCUAUCUGUCUGUAUGUCCAUCCGUCUGUCUGUCUGUCUGUUUGUCCAUCUGUCUGUCCAU